Molecule: messenger RNA, 1395 nt
Organism: Styela clava
Lineage: Eukaryota; Metazoa; Chordata; Ascidiacea; Stolidobranchia; Styelidae
Source: RefSeq, a predicted model, not a curated record
GUUUACAGCGAUAAUUUGUCAGCUAAUUUAAUCAUGCGGACGAGUUUUAUUAUAUGUACUCGAAUUUUGUGACAAUCACAAUGGAACAUUCGCCACCAUCCAGUCUGCGACGAAUUGAUAAUAAAGAUGAAGACGCAGAUGAGUUUUAUUCGGACGAAAAAAGAUCUUCGAUUGCAUCGCAAUCGUCGUCCAUUAUACAAGAUGCGGAAAUUUCUGCCGCAAAAGAAAAAUUCUGGGACGAAAAGAAGCAAAAAAUCACAAUUGGAUGCGUCAUUGUUAUAUUUCUUGCGGUUUCAUGGGUUGGGACGCAACAAUUUGCACAAAAUGCCGUGCAGCUUGCCAGCUUCAAUGCUCCUUACUUCACCACUUGGAUGGGAACAUGUUGGAUGACUUUGUGCUUUCCAGCUUACACUAUUUUUAUAGGAUUGAAAUUCAGGAACCGUGCGGAAAUAUCAAUGUCUUUCAGAGAUGCAGCGCGAAUGUUUAAAACUCCUGAAAUAUCGAAAACACAGUUCUUCUUGAAGAUUGUUCCUUUAAAUAUGUUGUGGCUGGCCACAAAUUACUUGUAUAUUUCCAGCCUGAAGUUUAUUGCUGCAACCGAUGCUUCUGCCAUAUUUGCUUCAAAUGUUGCUUUUGUCUACAUGCUGGCGUUGUGCAUUCUUCAUGAAAGACUUUACGCUAUAAGGAUUUUUGCCUGCAUUUUUUGCAUAGCUGGGGUUGCAUUAUUUGCCUAUGCCGAUGGUUUCGUGGGCGGAUCCGGAAUUUUGGGAGGUACCAUGAUGACAGUUAUAUCUGCUUUUGGAGCAGCGCUUUACAAGGUUAUUUUCAAGUCGUGGUUGGGAACUGCAAAUUUGGGGCAAGUUUCUCUCUUCCUGUCUUUGCUCGGAGUCAGCAACGCAGUUUUUAUGUGGAUCGUGUUUUUGAUUCUUUAUUUUACUGGAGUGGAAUACUUUGAAGCGGAUGAUAUACCAUGGUCAGACCUGACCACGUCGAACUUUCUUUCUUUAGUGUUCAACUUUGCUGUUAAUUUCGGCGUGGCUUAUACGUAUCCUUUAUUUAUAUCGAUUGCAAUGAUGCUGGGAAUCCCGCUCAACGCAGUCGUUGACAUUUUUGUGAAAGGCGUUACAUUCAGUCCUGCAAGGCUCGCUGCAGCUUUUCUUGUAAUACUUGGUUUCUGUGUUAUGCUUUUUCCGGAUCACUGGAACUAUCCAAUCCAUGAUGCUUUUCUCUGUAAGUGUCAAAAUUGCAAGACUUCCAUCGAAAAAGAACAUGCAGAAACGAACAACGGAAGAGGUUAUACGAACCACAAGAUUACAGAAGAAAAAGUGUGAAACCAAAAAUCCACAAAUUGCAUGCACUAUUGCUUAUAUCUGCAAUGUGUUUUUAUAUAAGAAU